UUGAGGGCGACACACGACAGGCCCAGUUGACUGCACACACAGUGGACUUGAGUGAAAUACUUUCCAAAACAUGUUGUGUAAUUUUGUUUUUGGUUUUUUCUUCUUAUGGAAAUCGAUUGCAGUAAAUGGUCAGACAUUGGUCAGCGCAAGUGUGAUAAAGGAGGGAGGGACUUUUACUGUGACAUGUGACGCAUCACGUGCUGGUGUACCAACAACUGCUACAACUGUUGUGUCCUUGGUCAUAGGAUGGACAGCUGGGACAGCAGUACCAACAACUUUUGCGAGAUACAGGCUGUUUCCAUCUCCUUAUAAUUCUAAUUCUCCACCACAAACAUCACCCGCCAGAAAUUGGACUUUUAACUUCACUGGAAGCCAACGCGAAAUAUCUGCCACACCAAACAACAGGAACACGAUGAAAAUAGAAAUGGUGGUCUAUGAUGCUAGAUGUACAGAUGCUGGCUUGUAUUUCUGUAACGCUACUUACUUAAAUACAGUGGGAGAGGCAACACCAACAGCGCAGUAUCAAACUGUGACAGGCAUCACCCGGGUAGUUCCUAUGUCCCUGACUUUAGACCCCCAGUAUUCUGAGGGACUGGGUCCUUACCAGUCAGUCAAUCCUGCAGGGUCUAAUGUUGCUUUGACCUGUAGGGUUUACGGACCAAAAGCUUUAACCUUCACCUGGAAGUACGGCCCUUCUCGCUCUGACGUCAACAGUUUCACGUCAUAUCCUGUACAAAACGCUAUAUCAGUCGAUGAACCUGUUCAAAUCAGUUCUGGGACAACCUGUGUCCAGUACGGUCAUACGUCAACACUGAAGUUUCAAACAGAAGACAUGUAUGAUGGCUACAUGUAUGUGUGUGUGGCUACAGAAAACAAUGAAGACACAAUUGUUGGGAACAUAAUUAUAUACACUCAACAAGUCACAGCGCCACCAAGUACAGAAUCAGAAAACAACAAGAAUGGCGUCAACGUCUUGUACUCCGUUCUUCCAAUUGUUGCUGUAGUUGUUGUAGGAGCUGUUGUUGGUGUGGUAGUUGUUAAUUUGAGAAAAGGGUGUCCAAAUCGUGUCACAAAGAAAGCAAGUGAACCCAAGCCUACUACAACAACCACCAGAAGGACUUUACCUACACCACCUGAUAGCGACGGCUAUCUACAGGCUAUCGAUGUAAGAGAGACAGCAAGACACAACGCUCUACCAGAUGCUACCUACCCAACACCUGUAAUAGAUCAGAUUGCCCCGAACUAUUACAGCUCUAUUGACGACCCUCACUACAGCAUACAACGUGUGGCUGGUGAUCAGAAUUACCAGAACACGACAACAGGUCGACACAAUCGUACGAUGAAUGUAAACAAUGCUCCUCAAAACUCAGCAUCGAAUGUUAACAAAGACAGUGAAAACUAUUUGAUCCCAUUAGCAUCGAAUGUUAACAUAGACAGUCAAAACUAUUUGAUCCCAUCAGCAUCGAAUGUUAACAAAGACAGUCAAAACUAUUUGAUCCCCUUAGCAUCGAAUGUUAACAAAGACAGUCAAAACUAUUUUCUACCAAAAAAUGAGUUCAACACCGACCUAGAUAUCUAUGACACACUUGAUGACCUUGCGUCUGGUCAUCAAUAUUCAAAUGCUUAAUUUAAGCUCAAGGUUGCUAAACCGAAACGACUCGAGUUCAAAUCCUCGGGCAGAUGAGGCUCUUUAGGAAAGACAGCUCCAAAAUCAAGCAACUGCUGCCUUGUUGUUUGUUCUUGGUUGGACAAAGGCUAUGGAACCAAACUUAAAAAAAAAAGAAGGCUGAAAUCGGAAUUAAUAUCGCAUAAUCAGUUGACGAAGAACGAAGUAGAAGAUUCUGACUCAUAAUAAUAUAACAAACUAUUGUUUUUGUAAGUUUCAGCAAUUAUCUACCAUGUUAAUCACUCAUUUAUUGUGUCAAAAACAAUUAAUUAUUUGGAAUAAAAAAGCCUCAAGUAAAUAUCCUGCAAUCUGUAUAUUCAAAAUUUUCAUUUUAAAGAAAACAAUUGUGUUUUAUUGACUCAAUGC
Messenger RNA from Physella acuta, 2032 nucleotides. RefSeq lists its product as uncharacterized. The record is from RefSeq and is a predicted model, not a curated record. NCBI's taxonomy places the organism in Eukaryota, Metazoa, Mollusca, Gastropoda, Physidae.